Erinaceus europaeus (western European hedgehog) is the source of this 957-nucleotide messenger RNA. RefSeq names its product olfactory receptor 10AG1-like. The record is from RefSeq and is a predicted model, not a curated record. Gene Ontology annotation, cellular component: membrane. The transcript has 2 exons. Gene Ontology annotation, biological process: G protein-coupled receptor signaling pathway. Lineage: Eukaryota; Metazoa; Chordata; Mammalia; Eulipotyphla; Erinaceidae. Gene Ontology annotation, molecular function: olfactory receptor activity; G protein-coupled receptor activity. Bases 28 to 957 code for a protein of 309 amino acids.
UAUAUUUUAUCAUUAGAUGAAGAAGAGAUGAAAACAAAAGACAAUGCUUCCACGGUGAUGCAGUUUGUGCUUCUGGGAUUUUCUGACCUUCCAGAUCUCCAGGGGUUACUGUUUGGGGUGUUGUUCAUCGUUUAUACGAUCAUCUUAAUUGGAAAUAGCCUCCUAAUCAUUCUAACCAGGAUAGACACUGCAUUGCAAACACCCAUGUAUUUUUUCCUGGCAAACUUUUCCUCAUUGGAAAUCUGUUUUGUUUCUGUCACGAUCCCUAGGAUUCUGAAGAAUCUUUGGACUCAGGAGAGAAGCAUCUCUAAGAUGCAAUGUGCCACCCAAAUGUGCUUCUUCCAUAUGCUGGGGGCCACCGAGUGUUUCUUCCUGGCUUCCAUGGCCUAUGACCGAUACGUAGCCAUUUGUAACCCUCUACAUUACCCCGUAGUCAUGAACCACAGGAAGUGCGUUCACAUGGCUGUUGCUGCCUGGAUCAGUGGAAUCCCAGUCCAGAUAGGACAAACCUGUCAGGUGUUCUUGCUCCCUUACUGUGGUUCUAAUCAAAUCAACCACUUCUUCUGUGAUAUCCCCCCAUUGAUCAAGCUGGCCUGUGGAGACACUUCCCUCAAUGAGAUGUGUGUCUAUUUAGUGGCUCUGUUUUUUGCUUUCAUCCCUUUUGGACUGAUACUUGGCUCCUAUGUCAAAAUCAUCUCCACCAUCUUGAAAUUGCCCUCAGCCACAGGUCGGUUCAAAGCCUUUUCUACGUGUUCUUCCCAUCUCCUAGUUGUGAUUCUGUUCUUUGGUUCUAUUACUAUCAACUACUUAAGACCCAAAUCCAGUCAUUCUGCUGGAACAGACAAAUUGUUCUCUCUUUUCUAUGCAAUAGUGACUCCCCUGUUUAACCCUUUGAUAUACAGCCUUAGGAACAAGGAUGUAAUUGCAGCCCUGAGAAAAUUACUGCUUAGAAAAUAA